UCAACCGAAGGCCUUUCUCGGGAACACGAACCUUCUUCAGCAUUGCCUAGGGGGGAAAUUGAGGUCCACGUUAUCUAGAGUGGACCAAGCCAACAAGCAUUUGCAGAAAAGCAUCCUAAAAGCAUAUUUCAUUGUUCGUCAAUCCUUUUAAGCAGCAGAAAAGCAUCUCUUCGUUUCAACUUUCCCCCUGAGAUCACCAUGGACAAAGGGCAGAGUCAGAGAAAGAGAGCGGAGGAAGAGAGCAUUGAGGGAGCAUCCACUUCUUCGUUCAUCUCUUCGGUACCCACAGAUGUAGGCAGGGGUCAAUACGACGUGUUCUUGAGCUUUAGAGGCUCGGAUACCCGCAAGGCAUUCACCGAUCACCUCUACCAUAGUUUGAUCAAGGCAGGGACUGUCCCGAUUUGCGUGUUCAGGGACGAUAACAGCAUACCAAUUGGUGAGGAUUUUGGAUCAGAGAUUCUUGAUGCCAUCACACGGUCUAAGAUUUCGAUCCCCAUCAUCUCUGAAAAUUAUGCUUCGAGCAAAUGGUGCCUCCGCGAGCUCAUUCAUAUCAUGGACCGCAAGAAGAGCACAUCACACACAGUGUUGCCUAUCUUUUACAAAGUGGACCCAUCGGAUGUGCGGUAUCUAAAAGGAAGUUUUGGGGAGGCAUUCCAUUCGCGUAAAAAGCAUUUUGAUGAGAAGGAUAUCCAGGAAGGGCAGCGAGCACUUAGAGAAGUGAGUGACUUACAUGGAUGGGAAUCCGAGAAAGUUGCUAACGGGCAUGAAGGAGAAUUAGUGGAAAAAGUUAAGAAAAAGGUACUGAGCGAGUUGCAACAAGAUUUUCAUCUUGAUGUUAGUAAGCGCUUGGUUGGAAUUGGUGAUCAUGUGAACAAAAUCAGGAAUUGGGUAGACACUCCUACCACUAAUGCUCGAAUGAUUGGAAUCUAUGGCAUGGGCGGGAUCGGAAAAACGACACUUGCCAAGGUAAUCUAUAACCGGCUGUCGAAUGACUUUGUGCAUCGCAGCUUCCUUGCAGAUAUUCGAGAAACAGCUUGCCGCAACAGUAUUCCGUAUUUACAAAAGCAACUAAUUAAGGAAAUUCUGCAAAUCGAACUUGAAGUUUGGAAUGUUGACGUUGGAAUUAAUAUAAUCAAAUCAAGAUUCAGAGGAAAAAAGGUCCUCAUUCUUCUGGAUGAUAUAGAUGCCAACGAUCAACUAGAUGCACUGGCUAGGGAGUGUAAUUGGUUUAUGGCAGGAAGUAUCAUCAUUGUUACAACUAGAAAUGAAGCCGUUCUUGAUCAAUCUGAAUUCGAGGUAGUCUACAAGUACGAAUUGAAUGAAUUGGAUGAGGAGCAUGCUUUGCUUCUGUUUAACAGACACGCAUUUCGUACGGACCAUUCUUUGAGGGAUUUUGAGGGUGUAUCUCGUGAUAUCAUAUCCACCAUGGGUGGGCUUCCCUUGGCACUUGAAGUUGUUGGUUCAUAUUUGUAUAAAAAAACGAAUCGAAAAGUAUGGGAAGAUGUGCAAAAGCAAUUAAAAAGCCAACCGCAUAGAGAUGUCCAAAAGAUAUUGCGAAUAAGUUACGAUGCAUUAGAAGAUGGACAUAAGCAUAUUUUUCUUGAUAUUGUUUGUUUCUUUAUUGGAGAAGAGAGUAGCAAGGAAAGGCGCAAGUACGCCAUGUACAUGUGGGAGGACUGUGGGUUUUAUCCAAGUCAAGGAAUUGAAGAGUUGAAGUUGAGGUGCUUAAUUAAAAUUGGAGAUAAUGGUAAGUUUAUGAUACAUGAUCAACUGAUAGAUCUUGGAAGGAGUAUUUUUUGCCAAGAACAACUGCUUGAGAAACGUAGUGGGCCAUGGGACCGCGACUACAAUGGAAUCACAAGAGCACUAGGACAUCAAUGGUUGGGGAGUUUUGGUCCUGGACCCUGGUUCGAUGACUGGACGAGGGCAGCUUUAAGGGGAGACUCCAACGAACUCCUUUCUGAAAUAAGAUGGCUUCAAUUGUGGGUCGCGGGAGUCGAUCUGUCUCUUCUAACAACCAAUCUACCGAAAUUAUCGGUGCUGGAUUUAUCAGAGAACUCGAUCACAGAGGAUUGGGAAGGAUGGAGUACAUUCAUGACGGCAAAGCGGCUACUAGUUCUCGACCUUAGAUGGUGUAAUGGUUUCAGAUGUACUCCUGAUCUCUCAGCUUUCACGCAGUUGAAGAUCCUCACCUUGAGAGGUUGUCGCAAACUGGAGCAUCUCCACCCUUCUGUUGGCAAACUCAAGAGCCUCGUUUCCUUGGACUUGCAUGAAUGUGAAAGUCUCAAGGAGCUACCAGAGGAAGUGGGCGAAUUAAAAGAUUUAGAAGAACUUGUAUUAGAUGAUUCUGGUAUUACAAAUAUCCCUACGUCUAUUGGUUAUCUAAGGAAGCUGAAGACACUGAGUGCCUACCGUUGUAAGUCACUGAGAGAAAUCCCUAGCUCAAUUGGGGAUUUACAGAAUUUGCAACACCUGAGCUUGAGUCGUUCUGGGCUUGAAAAGCUUCCUAGUGCUAUUGGGGAUCUUUCUUCUCUCCAGCGCCUUUACCUAUGGGGCUGUCGCAAGCACCGGUCGCUGCCACAGCUUUCUAGCCUAAUCCACCUAGAAAAACUCCAUCUUUGGGCAUGCCAUCUACUUGAAGACAUCCCCGAGCUUCCCUCAAGACUCUUGAAACUCUGUAUUGAGGAAUGUGGUAAGCUGAUAUUGCUUAAGCUCGACGGAUUGAAGAACUUGGAAAUGUUUUCAAUAAAAAAGUGCAAUUCAAUUGAAAGAUUGGACCUUUCACAAUUAAUUUGUUUGAAACGAUUACGUGCUAUGCGCUGCGAUAGCCUAGUCGAAAUUCAGGGCAGUGAUAAUUUGGAGUUCUUGGAGGGCAUAUUUAUAUAUGACUGCAAUUCCAUUAAAAGGCUUCUCUGUCCAAAAUCAUGGUGUUUGAAGAAAUUAGUGGCUGUCAAGUGCAACAAUCUAGUUGAAAUUCGAGGUCUUGAUGGUGCCAAAUUCUUAGAAGAGUUGGAUUUUACGGGAUGCGAAUCAAUGGAGAUGUUGCCAAAUUUGACGGGAUGUGAGAAAUUGCGAUCUCUAAAUGUUCGAAACUGCAAGAAACUUACUCAGCUUGGGGGAUUUGAAAAGUUGGAUUUAAUUGAUUUGAAUAUCUCUGGUUGUUACUCAUUGGAAGCAAUACCGAAAUUAUCCAGAACACGCAUCUUUAGAAAUUAUGAAGAAGAGCUGUCUUACGACUCACGCUGUGAUGAUUCCUCAACAGAGAGUGAUUGA
Messenger RNA from Syzygium oleosum, 3273 nucleotides. RefSeq names its product disease resistance protein L6-like. The transcript is spliced from 4 exons. Gene Ontology annotation, biological process: defense response; signal transduction. Gene Ontology annotation, molecular function: ADP binding. The record is from RefSeq and is a predicted model, not a curated record. The coding region runs from base 199 to 3273 and encodes 1024 amino acids. Lineage: Eukaryota; Viridiplantae; Streptophyta; Magnoliopsida; Myrtales; Myrtaceae.